Messenger RNA from Mesocricetus auratus (golden hamster), 692 nucleotides. RefSeq names its product coiled-coil-helix-coiled-coil-helix domain containing 1 (gene Chchd1). Gene Ontology annotation, biological process: mitochondrial translation. The transcript has 3 exons. Gene Ontology annotation, molecular function: RNA binding. NCBI's taxonomy places the organism in Eukaryota, Metazoa, Chordata, Mammalia, Rodentia, Cricetidae. Gene Ontology annotation, cellular component: nucleoplasm; mitochondrion; mitochondrial ribosome. The coding region runs from base 158 to 514 and encodes 118 amino acids. The record is from RefSeq and is a predicted model, not a curated record.
GCAGAGGGACGGUCUGGAUGGCGCCCCACCGAGGAGUGCGGCGCGGCCAAGACCUGGAGAGAGCGCACACAGCGUCCGGUUGGCCGCACAACAAGUGCGUAAGGGUCAAACGGGGUCACGCACCGCACCGCGGAGCCUACUGGGAACGCUGUGCAAAAUGGCGACGCCCAGCUUGCGCUCCCGCCUGGCGAGGUUUGCGAACCCGGGGAAGCCUGUCCUGAAACCCAACAAGCCUCUUAUCCUAGCCAACCGCGUCGGGAACAGGCGCCGAGAGAAGGGCGAGGCGACCUGUAUCACCGAGAUGUCGAUGAUGAUGGCCUGCUGGAAGCAGAAUGAGUUCCGCGACGAGGCGUGCAGAAAAGAGAUCCAGGACUUCUUCGAGUGUUCUUCCAGGGCCCAGAAAGCUGGGAAGAUGAGAUCAAUCCAGGAGACUCUAGAACAGUCUGAGAGUUUACCUCCCCACAAAAUGACCAAGUUGUUACAGAGAUUUCCCAACAAAUCUCACCUCAGCUGAAAAUGGAGAAACAUUUUCAAUGAACUGUCAUUUCUGAACGCUAUAUAGAGGCGUGUUAGGGAUGUUUGCAUUUGAACUACUAUGCAUUUUUGAGGGGUAAAAUGAGACGAAACACUUGCUCUUGUGAAUGGAUCAUGUUCUGGAUGCUGUCUUGAAAUAAAACCCUCUAAAAAAGAAA